UCCAGAAUUCCACCUCUUCUUGUUCAAAAAACCCUAGUGAAAACAAAAACCCUUCUCCACCCCUCUUGUGCAGGUUUAAACCCCAAUUCUCACUGUUCCGCCAUCAAUGGCUUCUCCGGCAAACCCUCCAACUCAAAGCAUGGUAUCAACCGAAACCAUUCAGAAAGCAAUCGACGCACUCUUCAAAUGGCGCAAAUCCAAUUCCACCGCCAAACCCCAAAAACUCUUCGACAACGACGAGGAAUUUAUCUACCUCGUACUCACCCUCAAGAAGAUACCCCAAAAGGAUCACACUAACGUAACCCCACUCAAGAUUCCUCUACCCUAUACGCUCAUCUCCCCUUCCUCUGAAACCUGCCUCAUCGUCGACGACAGGCCCAAAUCGGGCCUCACGAAGGCCCAAGCCCAAUCUAAGAUCCAGGCUGAGAAGGUCGCCGUUUCGAAGGUCCUCAAGCUCUCGAAGCUCGCCUCCGAUUACAAGCCAUUUGAGGCAAAGCGGAAGCUAUGCGACUCAUACGACUUGUUCUUCGCGGAUAGGAGGGUGGUUCCUCUUCUUCCGAGGCUGUUGGGGAAGCAAUUCUUGAAGAAGAAGAAGGUUCCGGUGCCCUUGGAUUUGAAGAAGGGGAAUUGGAAGGAGCAGGUUGAUAAGGCGUAUUCCUCGGCGUUGUUUUCUGUUGGGAAUGGGACUUGUUGCGUUGUCAGGGUCGCUAAGGUGGCGAUGGCGAGGGAGGAGGUCGUGGCGAAUGUGACCGCCGCAAUUGAGGGAAUUGUGGAUGCUGUGCCGAGGAAGUGGAAGAAUGUGAGGUCGUUUCAUGUGAAGCUGUUGGAGUCGCUGGCACUGCCGGUUUAUCAGGCUGUUCCGGAUGUGAGGUUGAGGAUUGAGGGAGGAGACAGUGAAGGAGAGGCUAUGGAGAAGGAGGAAUUGAAGAAGAAGAGGAAGAAGAAAAAGGGGAGGUAUAUGGAUAGUGACCUUGGCGAGGAUCAUAGCAAAGAUGAGUUAGGUAGUGAUGAUUUUGAGCAUGCGGAUAAUGAUAACGGUCGUGACUUGGUGAGUUUGAAGAUGAAGAAAGGAGAUCAAGUGAAAAAUGGGGCUUUGAGUGGGUUGAGUAAUGUCAAGCGAGAGACGAAGAAACGCGGGUUAGUUCAGUGGAAUGGAGCAGAUAUGGCAAAGAAAGUAAAGCAUUAAAUAUUUUUUGAUGCUCAAGAGGAUUUUGCUGGAAUUCACUGAUUCUCUUUUAUUUUUCGAAUAGGAAGAAUUCACUGCUUGUUGAGUUAUCUAGCAGAUUUUGUUAUCAGCAUUCUAUAAUUGUGUUCUCUUCUGUUGGUCAUUUUAUCACUUGCUAAUCCAAAUAUCCUAUACUUGAGCUUAAACAAGUGUCUUCACUCUUCAGUCCAAAUAUCCUUUUAACUUAAAGGUUUAUGAAUGAAAUGAUAGUAGAGUCACAAUAACACACUUCGACCAUUCCAGAUAUUUUGCUCUUCUUUGUAUGCUUCUUCCAUGAAAGAUCUUGUUACCGUAUUUGUAGACAUUUAUGAUUUGUCGGGCUUAGCUUCAUUUGUUUAUUGGUGCAUCCUUCUGAGAGAUAGUCCUUAGAAAUUCACAAGAGAGGUGACUACCUGGAAUGAGAUGGUACAUUUCCUAUAUUUUAAAGCUAUUUUGAAUUUUGUGGUUUGAAGGGUACCCUUGGAUCAAUGGUUGAAUUGUCUCUAUGUGAUAUAAAGUCAUGGGUUCAGGUUAUGGAUUCAGCCAUGGAUACUUAUAUCAGAUUAAACUGCCUACAUUACACACCCUCUGGACGUGGCUUAACGUGAGAUGCUUUGUACUAGACCGGACUUUUUUAUUUUAUGGUUUCCCAUAUUAACUAGUCAAAAACAUUGUAAAAGAGAAAGAAUCUGCAGAUGUCUGUUACUCAUUGUACAAGAUGGGCUUCCAUGUUGUUAUUCUUGUUGAUAAGCAUGUAUUGAUUGCUGCCCCUUACCAAGUAGUAGCUAGUAAUCCUAGAGAUUAAACAGAUUAGUUUGUUAUGCUAGUGGUUUUAUUCCACUGAGCUGACACACCCCCUUUCAAUGUUUGUGCAAUUGUGGAAUACGAAUUAUGAAUAGAAUACUGUUCAAUUCCCAAAUUAUCU
This is a messenger RNA of Arachis stenosperma, 2129 nucleotides long. RefSeq lists its product as uncharacterized. Gene Ontology annotation, cellular component: 90S preribosome. The transcript has a single exon. NCBI's taxonomy places the organism in Eukaryota, Viridiplantae, Streptophyta, Magnoliopsida, Fabales, Fabaceae. Bases 107 to 1186 code for a protein of 359 amino acids. The record is from RefSeq and is a predicted model, not a curated record.